CAUUUGUUUAUCGACGUUUUAACGUUAUAAAACAGUAUCCAGUCUACAAUAAGAAACAUGGCGAAGUCACGAAAACGUGGUGCAUCAUCAAAUAUUGCCCUGGAUGCGUCAAGACAGAAAAAAUUUAACCAGGCUGUACACAGAAUUAAGCAGAAUGUGACAGAAGGACAGUCAGAUUCUAGUGUUGUGUAUGUAUCGCAUCUACCAUGGGGAUUUGAAGAGAAGCCUCUCAGAGAAUACUUCGAGCAGUUUGGCAAAAUCAAGCAGUUACGCGUUUCCAGAAGUAAAAAGACUGGAAAUUCUCGUGGUUUUGCAUACAUUCAGUUCACCCAUAAUGAAGUAGCCAAAAUAGUUGCUGAAACCAUGAACAAUUAUCUCAUGUUUGGAAAACUUAUCAAAUGUAAACAUCUGCUGAAGCCUCAUCCAAACACAUUUAAACAUGCUAAUAGAGGGUUCAUCAAGCCAGGGGCUGUUGCAGGGGCAAUAGCCAAACAUAACAGUGAGAAGUCAGACAGUGCUGUCGAGAAAAGUCAAAGGAAGAUGCUGGGCAAACUGGCCAAGAUACAGGCCAAACUAGCGGCUGAAGGCAUACAGUAUAAAGUGGAAGAUUCUCACUUGAAUGAAGUGAAAAAAGAACUAAAGGAGAAAGCAGAGGCCAAGAAAAUGCUCAGGGAACAGAAUGACAAAAAGAAACAAGCAAAGACAGGAAAGAAACAAACUGCUAAAGUAAAAUCAGAUGAUGAGGGUGAUGAUGAUUCUGAUUCUGAUUCUGAAAAUGACGAUUCUGAAGAUGAUGAUUCUGAUGAUGAUAGUGACAGUGAUGAUACAGAAGCAACAGAAACACAAGGAACAAAGGAAAAUAAAAAUAUAGGGCAGAAAACACCUAAACAUUUGACAAGUAAAUCAUUAAAAAGUGGUCAAGCAGAAAAUAGAAGUACAAAGAAAAGACAAUCAUUGAUUCCUAAUGAAGUGGACACACCUAAAGGUAAAAUGAAUGUUUUGAUAGAAGAUAGCAGUGAAGACGAGAUAUCAUUCAAAACUCCGCCACGUUCAAUAAAAUCCUCUAAGUUGGACGAUACAUUAAAAUCAAUGAAGGCAACACCAGUGUCCACUGAGAAAAGAUCACCAAAAAGAAAGCUGAAUGAGAAGACACCAAUGUCAAAAGGAACUGUUACACCAAAACCAGAAGUUCUAGAGAAGAAGAGAAAGUUAACACCUAAAUCUGCGCAAAAGACGAACACUCCAAAAGUAGUUCAUAGUAAGAAACAGGAAAUGGUCACACCUAAAAGUGAAUGUAAAAGUAGUGACAGAUCCCAGUCAGGAAAGAAAACACCAGCUAAAAAGACUUUACCAUCAGAGAGUAAAAAGAAACAGCUCAAAAAGUAACAUUAUGAGUAGUUAUGUAGCCUGUUACUUCAAAUAUUCAAAGUACAGUAAGUUUUGCCUGAAGACUACCGGUAUAUUGGGUUUUUUUCUUCAGGAACUGUUUUCUGUCACAGUUUCCUGAUUUUGUUUAAUCAGAUGAUAAGUUAGAGAAACAAUAUUAAUGAUUGUACUACUGUUGUUGAAAUGUAUCGGACCAGUUUAUUGAAGUUUGAAAAAGGUUGUCUGAUGUUUACAAAGAAAGAAAAGAACAGAAAUUAUCAGAGUAAAGAAUGUAAUAAACUUA
Messenger RNA from Mercenaria mercenaria, 1669 nucleotides. RefSeq names its product MKI67 FHA domain-interacting nucleolar phosphoprotein-like. Gene Ontology annotation, molecular function: RNA binding. Lineage: Eukaryota; Metazoa; Mollusca; Bivalvia; Venerida; Veneridae. Gene Ontology annotation, biological process: maturation of LSU-rRNA from tricistronic rRNA transcript (SSU-rRNA, 5.8S rRNA, LSU-rRNA). Gene Ontology annotation, cellular component: nucleolus. The record is from RefSeq and is a predicted model, not a curated record. The transcript has 5 exons. Bases 58 to 1386 code for a protein of 442 amino acids.